Molecule: messenger RNA, 8582 nt
Organism: Oryzias melastigma (Indian medaka)
Lineage: Eukaryota; Metazoa; Chordata; Actinopteri; Beloniformes; Adrianichthyidae
Gene: gcn1
Product: GCN1 activator of EIF2AK4
Exons: 57
Coding region: 48-8096 (2682 amino acids)
Biological process (GO): regulation of translation; cellular response to amino acid starvation
Cellular component (GO): cytosol
Molecular function (GO): protein kinase regulator activity; protein binding
Source: RefSeq, a predicted model, not a curated record
GAAAUGUCUAACUGUAACGCCCAUACCGCCUGUUUGACCCGGAAGUGAUGUCAACAAGUCCUUCCUGCAACAAGACCGGCAUUAUGGCAGCGGACACGCAGGUUUCAGACACUCUGAAGAAGUUUGCUGUAAAGGUAACCACAGCCAGCACCAGAGAGCGCAAGGAGAUAUUUGGAGACCUGAAACAGUGUCUGAAGGGUAAAGAGUUACCAGAGCCUGCUGUUAAAGGAUUGUGCAAGCUGUUUUGCCUCACCCCACACAGAUAUCGGGAUGCUGCGUCACGCAGAGAGCUUCUCUCUGUCAUCGGCCAGCUGGCUGACAGUCAGCCUGACGUCCUGGUACCCGGCCUUCUUCACUGCCUUCUGAACAGUGGGGUCUUCAACAAGAAUGGAGAUCCCAGUAAAUGCACAGGCUCUGCUGCCUUCAUCGCCAUGUCUUGGACCUGCCUUCUAGUGUCCAGAGUGUUUUCUGCCCCAGAGAAAAGAGAAGGGCCCACCUGGAAGAAAAUGGUGGAAGUUCAGAGUCUUCUCGUGGCUGAGGUAGUGGGUGGAGCCAAAACCAUGGCUAAGAAAUCCAGCCUAAAACAUCUCAACCAACUGUGGAAGGAGAAGCCUGAACUGGUUGAUCACUACGUCAGCACCCUUCUGACUCUGGACCAGAACCCUACCACUCUGGUCAUGCUGGGGGUCUGCUUAGACUUCUGUGCUGCUCAGAAACAAAAAGCUACAAUAGAAAAGCAUAAGAGCGCAAUGCUGGAUCUUUACAUCAAAUCGGUUCUGAUGAGCAAGACGAAACCCCAGCAGCACAUUUUGGACAAAAGCAGCUCUUUACUGCGUCACGUGUCCCACUCUGAGUUCAAGGAGCUGCUGCUGCCCACCCUGCAGAAGACCAUGCUCCGGAGUCCGGAAAACGCUAUGCAAACCGUUUCCUGCCUGCUCUCUGCUGUAACUCUGGACCUCAGUCAGUACGCUCUGGAUAUCGGAAAGGCCAUUUCAAGCCAGCUAAAGGCUAACAACGCUCAGCUGAUGGAGGAAGCUGUCCAGGCCAUGCAGAACCUGGCCCAGCAGUGCAGCGACCCCACUGCUGUGCAGGAUGUCGUCACACACCUUUUCAAGAUCCUGGGAGGGUCUGAGGGAAAGCUCACUGUUGUUGCCCAAAAAAUGAGCGUUUUGUCCGGCAUUGCUAGCUGCAGCCACCACGCAGUGUCAGGGACCUCCAGCCAGACGCUCAGCUGUGAAGUUGCUGUCAUGUUCAUCCCUUAUUUACAGCAAGAAGUUCACGAGGGCACCUUGGUCCACGCGGUGUCCGUCCUCUCCCAGUGGAGCGGCCGCCUCACGGUGGAAGUUCCCUCGGCUUUGCUGGACUGGCUGAAGAAAGCGUUCACUCUUAAGACGUCCACCUCUCUGGUGCGGCACGCCUAUCUCCAGACCAUGCUGGGGGCCUUCAAAGGUGACACUCUGGUCCAGGCAUCAGAUUUUGUGCCUUUGCUGCUGCAGACGGUGGAGAAAGCCUCAGUACAAAACUCCCAGCAUGCUCUGCUGGCAGAGGGCGUGGCAGCAUCUGUUCUUUUGAGUAGACUGGCGGUGUUGGAGACACAAACUGAGGCUAAAUUCUGCAGCUUCUGGAAUCUGGUUUUGGAUGAAAAGAAGCCUCUGUUCACCACAGAGAAGUUUCUUUCUCAGACGAGUGAAGAGACUCUGCUCACAGUGCUGCAGCUCUGUGAAAGGCUGUUUUUGGACCAUGCACACAGACUGAACACAAGCAACUCUCAGAUGUUCCACCACGCCGUGGUUGUGAUUCUGCUGUCACGGAGCUGGCGUGUGAGGAGGAGGUCCCAGCAGACUGUCAAGAAGCUGCUCUCCUCCCUGGGUGGAUCCAGUCUGGCCCACGGCCUCUUGGGAGAACUGCGAGUGCUUAUCAACAAACACAAAGUUUUACCUCAGGAUGCCCUGAUGUCAGAGUCUGGAGAGCUAACAGAAACCGGCCGCAGCUACAUCCCCCCGGGUGUCCUGCUGGAUGCUCUGUGUACGGUUUGCUCUUCUGCCAGCCAGUGGGGCGACGCUGCUGAAGCAGAGAAUCUGGCCAUGGAGAUCCUCAUCGUCUCUCAUCAUCCCUCUAUCGUAACUGCUCGCUGUGGCCUGUGGCCCUUCCUGCUCUCCUCCAUGAAGAUACAGGCUGAAGACUUCAUUGAGAAGAAUCUGGAGGCUAUUCUGCCUCGUCUGCUGGAGGUCAACUCUGACAGCCAGGCAGUGAAAAAUGCGGUCGCUACCCUCUGUGGACUCUCUCCCAACAAGCUGCUGCCGCGGGUGAUCAGUCACAUGGUGGAAGGCCUUUCCCAGCCUGCAUUGCUUCAAGUCACAAGAGAAGAGUACACCAUCAUGCAGACUCCUGAGGGACAACUGUACGACAACAGCAUCAUCCAGAGCGCCCAGAAAGAAAACACCAAGAAAGUGAACAUGAAGAGAGAGAAUAAAGCCUACUCCUACAAGGAGCAAAUCAUAGAGCUGGAGUUACAAGAGGAAAUAAAGAAGAAAAAGGGCAUCAAAGAUGAGGUGCAGCUAACCAGCAAACAGAAGGAAAUGAUGCAAAUCCAGCUGGAAAAGGAGUCAUCGAUUCGCAAGAGACUUCAAGGGAUGGACAUUGAGCUGCAGAGUGUGGUUGGUGUGCUGGAGGCCAUCCUGAAAGAGAAACCCGCCCAGAUCAGCAGGGAGCUCCCCGCCGUCCUGCAGGUCCUCAUCCCUCUCCUGCAGUCCCCUCUGGCAGCGCCGCGAGUCCAGCAGGUCUUCCUGGACAUUGGCAUGUGCCUGAUGCCCAAACACCUGCAUCAUCUGGCUGUUCUUGUUGGUCAUGUGACUCUACGGUUGCUGAAGCCAGAGUGUGAUUUAGACCCAGCCUGGGAACAGGAGGAUUUGGACUCUGCAGUCCACCGGACGGUCCUGCUGCUCCAUAACCACACGGUUCCACAGAGAGAGGGCAAACAAGCAGAUGUGGCGCCGCUGUCUGCACCGGCGUUCUCCUUCUGCUUCCCGCUCCUCAACGCUACACUCCGAGAGUUUUCAAGCAGCGAUGAAGAGACGGAGAACAUGAUGAUCAGAGCGCUCCAAGUCAUCAAUGAGCACGCCCAGCUUCGAGCUGAACCAGACACUGACGUUUUCAUCGACGAGAACGGACCAGAACUGCUUCCACGUGUCAACAUGCUUCUGCUGCUGACAAGAGUUAUUUCCACAGCAACACCACGACUCCAGGUUUUGGCCUCUCAGUGCUUGACAGCUCUGUGUGCCAGUGCUGGGGGAGGAGAGGGCUGUGCGGUAGCGGAGCAGCCGGAGAUAGACGUCCUGCUCAGUGCUCUGCUGUCUCCAUGCUUUUCUGUGCGCGAUGCUGCCCUCAGGGGUUUGUUGGAUAUGGAGUUUGCCCUGCCCACAGACAGCACAGAGGCCAGCGGGAUGAGCCUGCUGCGGAGGCUUUGGGUUGCCAGGUUUGACGUUGAAGCAGAAGGUCGAGCUUUGGCUGAAAAACUCUGGCAGUCCCUGGAUCUGGAGCUGGUUCCAGAGCUCUGCCCCCUGCUGAUCGGAGACAUCACUCACCAUGAAGAGGCCAUUCGUUCCGCCGCCGCCGAAGCUCUGUCGAGCGCCGUGUCCCAGUACACGGACCAGUCUGCUUCAGUACUUGGCCAGCUCACAGAGCUUUAUCAUCAGAAACUUUAUAGACCCCCUCCUGUGCUGGAUGCUCUGGGCAGAGUGAUCUCUGAAGCUCCACCUGACCAGUGGGAAGCCAGAUGCGGCAUCGCUCUGACUCUGAACAAGCUUUCUCAGUACCUGGAUGAAGCUCAGGUCACGCCUCUUUUCCUUUUCUUUGUCCCCGACGCUCUGAAUGAUCGGCACCCUGAAGUGCGGCGCUGCAUGCUUGACGCUGCGCUCUCAGCUCUCAACACACACGGAAAGGACAACGUGAGCUCCCUGCUGCCGGUGUUUGAGGAGUUUCUGAAGAAUGCUCCUCAGGAUGCCAGCUACGACUCUGUCCGUCAGAGUGUAGUGAUCCUCAUGGGGUCCUUGGCAAAACAUUUGGACAAAAAUGACCCCAAGGUCAAACCCAUUGUGGCCAAGCUUAUAAAUGCGCUGUCUACACCUUCACAGCAGGUCCAGGAGUCAGUGGCCAGCUGCUUGCCUCCUUUAGUUCCUGCCAUCAAAGAGGAUGCAGCAGGAAUAGUAAGAAACCUGCUUCAGCUGCUGCUGGAGAGUGACAAAUACGCAGAGAGGAAGGGAGCGGCGUACGGACUGGCUGGACUGGUCAAAGGUCUCGGGAUCCUGGCACUCAAACAGCAGGACAUCAUGUCAACGCUAACUGAUGCCAUCCAGGACAAGAAGAACUUCAGGCGGAGGGAAGGAGCCCUGUUUGCCUUUGAGAUGCUCUGCAACAUGUUGGGAAAGCUGUUUGAGCCGUAUGUGGUCCAUGUGUUGCCACACCUUUUACUCUGCUUCGGAGAUGGGAACCAGUAUGUUCGUGAGGCUGCAGAUGACUGUGCCAAAGCUGUAAUGAGGAACCUGAGCGCCCAUGGAGUGAAGCUGGUCCUCCCCUCCCUGCUGGUAGCUUUGGAGGAGGAGUCAUGGAGGACGAAAGCAGGCUCUGUAGAGUUGUUGGGUGCCAUGGCUUAUUGUGCACCAAAGCAGCUGUCCUCCUGCCUGCCCAGCAUCGUGCCCAAGCUGACCGAGGUACUGACCGACUCCCACGUGAAGGUUCAGAAGGCUGGUCAACAGGCCCUUCGACAAAUCGGCUCCGUCAUCCGCAACCCCGAGAUCUUAGCCAUCAGUCCCAUCCUGCUGGACGCUCUCACGGAUCCAUCAAGGAAAACCCAGACGUGCCUGCAGACCCUGCUUGACACCAAGUUUGUGCAUUUCAUCGAUGCGCCCUCCCUGGCUCUCAUCAUGCCCAUCGUGCAGAGAGCCUUCCAGGAUCGCUCCACUGACACCCGCAAGAUGGCCGCUCAGAUCAUCGGCAACAUGUACUCCCUCACUGACCAGAAGGAUUUGUCGCCGUACCUCCCAAGUGUUAUUCCUGGGCUGAAGGCCUCCCUGCUGGACCCCGUACCUGAGGUGCGGACAGUCUCUGCCAAAGCCCUGGGGGCCAUGGUUAAAGGGAUGGGAGAGUCCUGCUUUGACGACCUGCUGCCCUGGCUCAUGGAGACGCUGGCAUCUGAGCAGAGCUCCGUAGAUCGCUCUGGAGCUGCACAGGGUCUGGCUGAGGUGAUGGCCGGACUGGGAGUUGAGAAGCUGGACAAGCUGAUGCCGGAUGUCGUGCAGACCGCCAGCAAGGUGGACAUUGCUUCUCACGUCAGAGACGGAUACAUCAUGAUGUUCAUCUACCUGCCUCUGACCUUUGGAGAUAAGUUCACUCCUUAUGUUGGACCCAUCAUCCCUUGCAUUCUGAAGGCCUUGGCUGAUGAGAACGAAUACGUGAGAGACACAGCACUGCGAGCCGGCCAGAGAAUCAUCAGCAUGUAUGCAGAGACCGCUAUUGCUCUGCUGCUUCCAGAGCUGGAACAAGGCCUGUUUGAUGACCUGUGGAGGAUCAGGUUCAGCUCCGUACAGCUGCUGGGAGACCUUCUGUUCCACAUCUCUGGAGUCACGGGAAAGAUGACCACAGAAACGGCCUCAGAGGAUGACAACUUUGGAACCGCAGCAUCCAACAAAGCUAUAAUUUCUGCUCUGGGCGCAGAGCGGCGCAACCGUGUGCUCUCCGGCCUCUACAUGGGCCGCUCUGACACGCAGCUGGUGGUUCGCCAAGCUUCUCUUCACGUGUGGAAGAUCGUGGUUACCAACACCCCCAGAACCCUGAGAGAGAUCCUCCCUACCCUGUUCAGCCUCCUGCUGGGCUUCCUGGCUUCAACAUGUCCAGACAAGAGAACGAUUGCUGCUAGGACUCUGGGGGAUCUGGUGAGGAAACUGGGUGAGAAGAUUCUCCCUGAGAUCAUUCCCAUCCUGGAGGACGGGCUGCGCUCCGAUAAGAGUGAUGAGAGGCAAGGUGUCUGCAUUGGUCUCAGUGAGAUCAUGAAGUCCACCAGCAAAGAUGCAGUGCUCGUCUUCUCGGAGUCCCUGGUUCCCACUGUGAGAAAGGCUCUCUGCGACCCCCUGGAAGAAGUCCGGGAGGCUGCAGCCAAAACCUUUGAGCAGCUCCACGCCACCAUCGGUCACCAGGCACUGGAUGACAUCCUGCCCACACUUCUCAAACAGCUGGACGAUGAAGACAUGGCCGAGUAUGCUUUGGAUGGCCUGAAGCAAGUUAUGGCAGUGAAGAGUCGCUCUGUGCUGCCAUACCUGGUUCCAAAGCUGACCGCCCCGCCGGUGAGCACCCGAGUGCUGGCCUUCCUCUCAGCUGUGGCUGGAGAUGCUCUGACCCGUCACCUCGGGGUCAUCCUGCCGGCUCUGCUCUCCUCCCUUAAAGGAAAACUGGGAACAGAGGAGGAAGCUCAGGAACUCUGCAGUUGCCAGACAGUGAUCCUCUCGGUGGAAGACGAGGUGGGUCAGCGGAUCAUCAUAGAAGACCUGCUGGAGGCCACUCGAGGAGCCGACCCCGGUCUCAGACAGGCUGCUGUCACCAUACUCAACGCGUACUUUGCGCGCACCCGUCUUGAUUACAGCAGUCACACUCGCACCCUGCUGUCAGGACUCAUCCGCCUUCUGAACGACUCCAACCCAGAGGUCUUGUCCCAGAGCUGGGACACCAUCAACUCCAUCACUAAGAAACUGGAUGCUAGCAGCCAGCUGGCUUUAAUCGACGACCUCCAUCGAGACAUCAGAUCAAUAACUGCAGACGUGAAGGGUCAACAUCUUCCUGGUUUUUGUUUGCCUAAGAAGGGUGUGUCCUGCAUCCUCCCUGUCCUGAGAGAGGGCGUGCUCUCCGGCAGCCCUGAGCAGAAAGAAGAGGCCGCCAAAGCGUUAGGGGGCGUCAUCAAGCUGACCUCUGCUGAGGCCUUACGGCCAUCUGUGGUCAACAUCACUGGACCCCUCAUUCGUAUCCUGGGAGACCGUUUUGCCUGGACAGUGAAGACCGCUCUGCUCGAGACUCUCACUCUGCUGCUGGCAAAGGUGGGUAUUGUGCUCAAGCCCUUUUUGCCACAGCUCCAAACCACCUUCCUGAAGGCCCUGCAGGAUUCCAGCCGUGCGGUGAGACUGAAGGCCGCAGAGGCUCUGGGUCAGCUGGUGUCCAUCCACACCAAGGUUGACCCGCUCUUCACCGAGCAGCUCUCUGCCAUACGCAACGCAGAGGACUCUGGAGUCAGAGAGACUAUGCUGCAAGCCUUAAGGUUCGUCAUCCAGGGGGCCGGAUCAAAGGUGGACCCCGCUAUCCGCAAAACUAUCACCACCACAUUGCUCGGCAUGUUGGGACACGACGAGGACGCAACCCGAAUGGCGUCGGCCGGAUGUGUUGGUGAGCUGUGCGCUUUCCUGUCAGAGGAGGAGCUUAAGAGUGUAUUACUUCAGCAUGUCUUAGGGGACGUGUCCGGUGUAGACUGGAUGGUCCGUCAUGGCCGCAGCCUGGCCCUGGCCAUAGCCGUCAAGUCGGCUCCAGAAAAGCUUUGUGGGAAAGAAUACUGCGAUACUGUGAUGGAAACCAUUUUGGCCAACGCCACAGCUGACAGGAUUCCUAUUGCAACAAGUGGGAUCAGAGGCUUAGGUUACCUGAUGAGACAUCACCUCAGAGUGGAAGGAGGCAGCAGUAUCUCUCAACGCAUCAUCACACAGUUUGUUAAGUGUCUGCAGAAUCAGUCUAGUGACAUCAGACUGGUGUCAGAGCGGAUGCUAUGGUGGGUUUUCAAAGAGCCGUCAACACCCUCCAUGGAAGCCGGUCUCAUUAAGCCUCUGCUGAAAGUUCUUCUGGACAACACCAAGGACAAGAACACGACAGUCAGAGCUCAGAGCGAACACACCAUCGUCAACCUGCUGAGACUUCGCCACGGGGAGGAGACAUUACAAAGUGUCACUGCCAUUCUGGACUCUGCGAGUAAUGAUCUGCUGUCGGAAUGUCACCGCCGCUCACUAAAGAAAAUCGCCAGCCUUCCAGACUCCAAUGAAGAAGUCGACGACACCAUUCUGACAUGAGGCGGGAAUUACCCAUGAAAUCAAACUUGCCCAGGUCGACAGAAGGUCGACGUCCUCAGACACACUCGGCGGACGAGCUCAUUCUGCCCUGUGUGGGCUUGUUAGGAGAUGAGCUUUGUUUGCUGUGAUCUUCACACAUACCAGAUUUAUUUUCUUUCUCCACUUCACACCAUCAUUUUAAAGGCUCUUAGGCCCAAUUUCUUUUUAGUUUUUGUUCCCCUCUCAUGUACAGGCUGUUUUCCUGUACUGAACUUUAUUUGACAGCCACAAUGCCAAAUCUGUUUUGAUACUUAAGUGUUUUGCUACCUGUUUUACCAAAAAACUCAACAUUUGGGAUGCUUAUGUCAUGAAACAACUCCCAUUUCUAACUUUUAUUUGUGUGUGACAGUUGUUUGGGGAAAGAAACCCGUUAAACAACAAUCAUUGUUAUCAAUGAUACAGUUGUACAAAGUAAUGCAAAAUAAUAAAAAAACAUUCACAAAAGUA